Molecule: messenger RNA, 1252 nt
Organism: Bursaphelenchus okinawaensis
Lineage: Eukaryota; Metazoa; Nematoda; Chromadorea; Rhabditida; Aphelenchoididae
Source: the annotation of a GenBank genome assembly
AUGGAAGUAUACCUAUUUGAGCCUGACUUAUAUGCAGAAUGGUACAAUUGCUCACAGCUGUCACAAGAAGAAUGGCAACAAGUCGGAGUCAAAAGACCAUAUUUGGCUAUGAUUUUGGGCAUUCUUGGAGGAGCGUUUUCGGUAGGGAACCGGUUUUUCAUAUUGUCAUUUUAAAAUUUUUUAAAAAUUUUUUAUUUUUUAAAAAGUUUUGGAAAGUGAGGUUGUUAGGCUUAUUUGGACUUUUCAAACCUUAUUUGGUGAUUAUUGAUGCUUGUUUAAGCCUAUUUUGAACUUGUUAAUUUUGAUAAAUCUAAAGCUCCUUUUGGCUUUUGAAACCAAAAAUUACAUUUUACAGAUGUUUUACAUGCCAUUUGUAUUUAUAAUGACAAAACCAAGGUUCUUUCGUAUGUCAUGUUAUAAGAUAAUGUUUUGUCUGGGCUUUAUCGAUGCCUUAACGAUCAUUAUUUCUGUUGGCAUCAGUGGAUACUUUAUGUUUCGCGGUGCAGUAUAUUGCACCAUGCCCAAUAGUAUGUACUUGGCUGGGGUGGCUGGAGUCGGUAGGUGAAAUUUGCAACGUGUUUAUGUUGAUGUAGGUACUUGUGGUUGUUUUUUGUUUGUUCAGUACUGUGUUGUCGGCUGGUGUUGAGCAGUGUUUUUCUUUGGGUCGUUUGGUCCGUGUUGUAGCAGCUUCUACAUACUUGAUACGGGUUUAUCGUUGAUUUCUUCUUUGUUGGUAAAGCUUUUAUAGUAAUGACUAGUCAAAAUCUUCUUUUUUUUCUUUAUUUUUUUUUUAAAUUUGUUGUUUUAGUAGCUCUCUAUAACCUACAAACCCUAACUUUCAGCCUCAUGGUGUGGCAGUUGCUUAUUAUGUGCGAUCCUAGCCCUAAACCGAUGUCUAGAUCUAUAUUCUCCACAUACUCACGAGCUCUUAUUUGAUGGCAACCGAACAUGGUUUUGGAUAGGAUUGUCAAUCCUAUACAUGGCUUUAGUAUCUUGGUUUGAAUCACCAAUAUUUUAUCAUAGUAGAUAUGCAGCCGGCUUUUAUGACCCGUUUAUUGGUGCUCCAGUUGAAAAACGACACAAAUUUGUAAAUUAUACUCAUGUUAUCAACAACGUACUGGUUAUAGUGGUCAUGUCAGUGUUAUACACGGUUUUAUGUGUAUAUGUGCUGAAGAGAAGGACUAGGCUUAACAGGACUAAGAAGAAUGUAGGUUUUGAUUAUGAUAAGACAAGUUUUGAAAUUGAAGAAUGA